Molecule: messenger RNA, 390 nt
Organism: Thlaspi arvense
Lineage: Eukaryota; Viridiplantae; Streptophyta; Magnoliopsida; Brassicales; Brassicaceae
Source: the annotation of a GenBank genome assembly
AUGGCGAAGCGCUUGAUCCCAACGCUCAACCGUGUAUUGGUCGAGAAGAUUCUUCAACCGUCGAAGACAGUCUCCGGCAUUCUCCUACCGGAGUCAUCUUCUCAGUUGAAUUCCGGGAGGGUGAUAGCAGUUGGCCCUGGAGCGAGGGACAGAGCUGGGAACCUGAUUCCGGUUUCGGUUAAGGAAGGAGACAACGUCCUUUUGCCUGAAUUCGGCGGUACUCAAGUCAAGCUCGGAGAGAAAGAGUAUGUUCUUAACCUGUUCGAUGUAAUUCCUCAGAGAGUGAGUUUUGUUUUGCCGCAGCUCAUUUCACUGAGAGUAACAGAGAAACAGUUUGGUUCCUCUGAUCCAAGAAUAGAGACUCUUUCCAUAACAGUUUUGGAAAUCUGA